Molecule: messenger RNA, 1797 nt
Organism: Rattus norvegicus (Norway rat)
Lineage: Eukaryota; Metazoa; Chordata; Mammalia; Rodentia; Muridae
Gene: Kdm5dl1
Product: lysine demethylase 5D like 1
Source: RefSeq, a predicted model, not a curated record
GUUGCAACAAUUUCUGAUUUUCAGCUGUUACUUUUCCUGUGCAAGGGUUUAUGUCAUUAUUUUGAGAGAGUGCAAGAUGGGUACUGGGAUGGGAGUAAAUAACUCACAUAAGGCUGGCUCUAGGACAAGUGGAUGAGAUGGAUGAUGUUAUAACAGAAGUUAUGGUUCUAGAGGGUGAACGAAGUGCAUGCAGGGAAGAUAGGUAGAGUAGGUUGGAGUGACAGUUGUAGAGGACUAAUAUCAUCUAGGUUCUUCAGCUAGAAAUGGGAAUAGACAAGGACUCUCACAGGGAAUUCGAUAAGCUGUACAAGAUGGAGCUCCUUGCCCUAUCCAAAUGUGCAGGAAAUAGUACAGUGAGUGGGUCAGUGUGUUCCAAGGACUAGUCCAGAGAGUGGGAAGAGCUUUAGUCCUUUCUCCUGGAGCAGGGAGGUCCUGGGGAGGGGUUGAGGGUAGUUGGCUGAGCAAAUUCUGAUGGCUGCUUAGAGAACUGACUAGAGAUCUGUAGCAGAGGUUAGAGUAGGUAGCUGUGGUGAGUGAAUGGGAACUGGGGAAGGCUCUAGGUUUCCUGGCUAGGGAAAGGGGCAAACAGGUCUUUUAGUGGAAGGUAGGUUAGGUUAGCUAUACAAGUGCAAGUUAAGUUUAUGGAAGAGACCAAGUGAAUUUUCUGUCAUUGAAUAUUUUUCUUUACUUUUUGCUGUGUGAGACAGGGUUAUAAUAUAUCCCUGACUAGCCUACCUAUAUAUCUAAAUAGAGUCUUGAAUCAUCUUACCUCCAUCCCAAGUGUUAGAAUUAUAAGUGUGCAUGGACAUACUUUCUUUAUGUACUACACUGGAGAGAACUCAGGGCAUCAUGAAUGAUAAAUAAACAUUUUGCCAACUUAGCUGCAUCUUGAACCCCACUACUGAUUUUUCAAAAAGAAUACUUCAUUGUUGCUUUUUGAACAUUUUGAACAUGAGCCACUUAUUACUGUGUUGUUAUGAUUAUUUUUAUACUAUUGUGCUUUCAGUCAGACUGGAGUUUUCAUAGUGUAUGUUUACUGAAAUCCAGAUACAAUAGACCAAAGACUUGGGAUAGGUAUAUAAAAGAACCUUACUUAUUUACUUUCUUUACCCUACCAGAUGGAUUCAUAUGUUUGCCGAAUAUGCUCUCGUGGGGAUGAAGAUGAUAGAUUUCUGCUCUGUGUUGGGUGCAACGACAAUUACCAUAUCUUUUGCCUAUUGCCACCGCUUUCUGAAGUCCCCAAGGGGGUAUGGAGGUGCCCAAAGUGUAUCUUAGCGGAAUGUAAGCGUCCCCUGGAAGCUUUUGGCUUUGAGCAAGCUACACAGGAGUAUACGUUGCAGAGUUUUGGUGAGAUGGCUGAUUCCUUCAAGGCUGACUACUUCAACAUGCCUGUACAUAUGGUACCUACAGAAGUUGUGGAAAAGGAAUUCUGGAGGCUGGUGAGCAGCAUUGAGGAGGAUGUGACAGUUGAGUAUGGAGCAGACAUUCACUCCAAAGAAUUUGGCAGUGGGUUUCCUGUCAACAAUAGCAAAUGGACCUUAUCUCCUGAAGAAAAGGUAAUUUGCCUAAUAUCUACUUUGCCCGUUUCAUUCAUAUGAUUGCAUUUUGUUUGGAUUUUUAUUGCUCUCCCUUUAUUUCAUUUCUCAUGCAAAUAGUAUUCUUACUACAUUUUCCCCUCUCUCAACUCCAAACAUUCCCCAGCUCUCCUCUACUCCAUUUCUGUCUCUGAUUAGAAGAGAACAGGCUUCUAAGAGAUAGUAACCAAACAUGACAAAAUAAAGUAUAAUAAAACAAAAA